GAAGCAAUGCUGUCCACAUACUUUGAAACCAUCAACGACCUGUUGUCCUCCUUUGGGCCUGUUCGGGACUGCUCUCGGAACAAUGGGGGCUGCACUCGUAACUUCAAGUGUGUGUCUGACCGCCAGGUGGACUCUUCAGGAUGUGUGUGCCCCGAGGAGCUGAAACCCAUGAAGGAUGGCUCCGGCUGCUACGACCACUCCAAAGGCAUCGAUUGCUCCGAUGGCUUUAACGGCGGCUGUGAGCAGCUGUGCCUGCAGCAGACGCUGCCUUUGCCCUACGAUGCCACCUCCAGCACCAUCUUCAUGUUCUGCGGUUGUGUGGAGGAGUACAAGCUGGCUCCCGAUGGAAAAUCCUGCCUAAUGCUCUCAGAUGUCUGCGAGGGCCCCAAGUGCCUCAAAGCUGACUCCAAAUUCAAUGACACCCUCUUUGGAGAGAUGCUACAUGGAUACAACAACCGGACCCAGCAUGUGAACCAAGGCCAGGUCUUCCAGAUGACCUUUAGGGAGAACAACUUCAUCAAGGACUUUCCCCAGCUGGCUGAUGGGCUGUUGGUGAUCCCACUGCCGGUGGAAGAGCAGUGCCGGGGGGUCCUCUCUGAGCCCCUCCCAGACCUUCAGCUGCUCACUGGAGACGUCAGGUAUGACGAAGCCAUGGGUUACCCCAUGGUGCAGCAAUGGCGGGUCCGGAGCAACCUCUACCGUGUGAAACUCAGCACCAUCACCCUCUCAGCAGGCUUCACCAACGUCCUCAAGAUACUGACCAAGGAGAGCAGCCGGGAAGAGUUGCUGUCCUUUAUCCAGCACUAUGGCUCCCACUACAUCGCAGAGGCGCUCUAUGGCUCAGAGCUCACCUGCAUCAUCCACUUCCCCAGCAAGAAGGUGCAGCAGCAGCUGUGGCUCCAGUACCAGAAAGAGACCACAGAGCUGGGCAGCAAGAAGGAGCUCAAGUCUAUGCCUUUCAUCACCUACCUCUCAGGUCUGUUGACAGCUCAGAUGCUGUCAGAUGACCAGCUCAUCUCAGGUGUGGAGAUUCGCUGUGAGGAGAAGGGUCGCUGUCCAUCCACCUGUCACCUUUGCCGAAGGCCAGGCAAGGAGCAGCUGAGCCCCACACCCGUGCUGCUGGAAAUCAACCGUGUGGUGCCACUUUAUACUCUCAUCCAAGACAAUGGCACGAAGGAGGCCUUCAAGAGUGCACUGAUGAGUUCCUACUGGUGCUCAGGGAAAGGGGAUGUGAUCGAUGACUGGUGCAGGUGUGACCUCAGCGCCUUUGAUGCCAGUGGGCUCCCCAACUGCAGCCCCCUUCCGCAGCCAGUGCUGCGGCUGUCGCCAACAGUGGAGCCCUCCAGCACCGUGGUCUCUUUAGAGUGGGUGGAUGUUCAGCCAGCUAUUGGGACCAAGGUAUCUGACUAUAUUCUGCAGCACAAGAAAGUGGACGAAUAUACAGACACAGACCUGUACACAGGAGAAUUCCUGAGUUUUGCUGAUGACUUGCUCUCUGGCCUGGGCACAUCUUGUGUAGCAGCUGGUCGAAGCCAUGGAGAGGUCCCUGAAGUCAGUAUCUACUCAGUCAUCUUCAAGUGUCUGGAGCCUGAUGGUCUCUACAAGUUUACUCUAUAUGCUGUGGAUACUCGGGGGAGGCACUCAGAGCUUAGCACAGUGACCCUGAGGACGGCCUGUCCACUGGUGGAUGACAACAAGGCAGAAGAGAUAGCUGACAAGAUCUACAAUCUGUACAAUGGCUACACAAGUGGAAAGGAGCAGCAGACCGCCUACAACACGCUGAUGGAAGUCUCAGCCUCCAUGCUGUUUCGGGUCCAGCACCACUACAACUCUCACUAUGAAAAGUUUGGAGACUUUGUCUGGAGGAGUGAGGAUGAACUGGGGCCCAGGAAGGCCCACCUGAUCCUGCGGCGGCUAGAGCGGGUAAGCAGCCACUGCUCCAGCCUCCUGCGAAGCGCCUACAUCCAAAGCCGUGUGGACACCGUGCCCUACCUUUUCUGCCGUAGCGAGGAAGUCCGGCCUGCUGGCAUGGUGUGGUAUAGCAUCCUCAAGGAUACCAAAAUCACGUGUGAGGAGAAGAUGGUGUCCAUGGCCCGGAACACGUAUGGAGAGUCCAAGGGCCGGUGAGGGAGGGGACCGCCCUCCAUGAGCACAGAGACUCUCCAUGGGAGGGGGAGCAGUGCUGGCGUGGAUCCUGGGGCCGGGUGGGCAGGGGGACGGCUGAGGAUGGGCCUGGCAGAUGAAGCUUGCCAGCAAGGCCAAAGCAAACUGCUUCUCUGGAUAGUGGACAGAGACCUUUGUAACCUAUGGAAUUACUCAUUUUUCUCUUUUAUUUUUUCUAAGAUAUUAUUUGACUCUAUCAAAAGUCUCUCCUUUUUAAACCUUUUCUUAUGGAUGGCAGUCCGUCCUGAGGCAGAAGCUUUCAGGUGGAGACCAAGCGGCCUUUCCUCUUCUUCCUCCCUCCUGCCACUCAGCUUCCUUCCUGCCAUGGACCCCGGGAGGAGACUUAUGGAAAGACUGUUUGCCCUCUUCGGCAUCAGGAAGGAAGCCCGAGGACUGCUGCAGUGAGGAAGCUUGGGUCUUUAAGGA
Messenger RNA from Tupaia belangeri chinensis (Chinese tree shrew), 2589 nucleotides. RefSeq names its product astrotactin 2 (gene ASTN2). Gene Ontology annotation, cellular component: endosome; membrane. The record is from RefSeq and is a predicted model, not a curated record. The coding region runs from base 7 to 2127 and encodes 706 amino acids. The transcript is spliced from 13 exons. NCBI's taxonomy places the organism in Eukaryota, Metazoa, Chordata, Mammalia, Scandentia, Tupaiidae. Gene Ontology annotation, molecular function: inositol 1,3,4,5 tetrakisphosphate binding; protein binding. Gene Ontology annotation, biological process: neuron migration; neuron cell-cell adhesion.